This is a messenger RNA of Lycium ferocissimum, 785 nucleotides long. RefSeq lists its product as uncharacterized. NCBI's taxonomy places the organism in Eukaryota, Viridiplantae, Streptophyta, Magnoliopsida, Solanales, Solanaceae. The record is from RefSeq and is a predicted model, not a curated record. The annotation marks the transcript as partial. The transcript is spliced from 4 exons.
UUUUCUUUCGCAAAGUUUAAGAUUCCAAAUCAGUUAUUUAUAGAAACUUUGAUUCAGAAAACACCACUACUGAAUCAAGAACUUUCCUUUUUCAAGAAUGUUACAAUUAUUGUCACUUUGUUCAAUAUGAUUGCUGCCCUUUUUCUACUUCACAGCUUCUUUUCUUCAGUUGAAAGGUAUACGAAGGAAGCAGAAGAGAUUCGCCAUGCUAUGUUCCCUGUGGAGCUAAUUAAAAGAGUGAAGGAAAUCCAGAAAGAAGCAUAUGUCGAAACAGAUCCCGUCCAACAGAAGGAUGCAAAGCAGACUGCUGCAGUAGACCUCAUAUCUAGACUGAACAAUUAUCGGUCCUAUUCUGAUUCAGGCAGUGUGAAAGUUCGGGAGGAAUGGCGUAAGCGAAAGAUGGAAAGAGCCAGGCAGCGUGAACUUGAAAAGAAUGGAACCACCAUCUGACAGUCCUAAAUCGUUGAGGGGGUUAACAGCAACUCAACAAAGGGGUCUUUUGAUCGAUACGGCUUGUAAUAUCAGGUCCAUCAGCUGUAUACGUGUGUGCGCUAUUAUAACAGCUUUGUAUGUAUUAUCAUGUAUCCAGAUUCUGCAGCAAGAGAAUAUUUUAUGCCAGAUAACAUGUAAAGUUUCUCUAUGUAGUAGAUGCUAGUGCUUUGACAUUAACCUUGGCCUGUCCGUACAAUUUACUUGUACUAUAGCACCCUGCAAUUGCUCUCAGUUCUUGUUAUACCUUUGCUUUUACCUACAGAAUACAAGUUAGCUAUAUUUGCCCUUGAUAA